GAACGAACAUGAUAUUUUAAAAUAAGAAAUUGGGACCAAAGUAGCAAAGCAUAACCCACCCCAAUUUAAUUAUUUUCGUUAAAUACCAUCCCACAUUUUUUCAUAAUAUUUUAGUUGGGUUUCAAAUCCCGUUGAUGUGCCAUUUGAGAAAAUAAAAAUGUUGAGGCCCAAUUUUCGGCAAUAAAACCAUAAGCCGCCUCAACAUCUUCCUUCAGUUGAGGUAUAAAAUUUAGGGUUUCGCAGCCGAUUGUAAACCCUCGCUCAUUUCAUCGCCGCAGCAGCAGCAGAAGAAAAAUGGUUUCGAUUCGUCAACCGUGAGCUAGUUUUUCUUCCCCGUGAGCUCUUUCCGCCUCAAAUCUACGUUCAAUUACUCCGCCUCGUCAUCCACCGUUCUAACUUGCGCCGCAGCAGGGAGGAGGCAGGAGCUGUGGUGGUGGUGAUACUUUGCUUGUAGGUGUUGGUUUGUUGGCUCAAUAGUUUUGAAAAUGAGCUUAGACAACAGGAGCCGAAGCAGGAGCAGAAGCAGGAGUCCGAUGGAUCGUAAGAUCCGAACUCAACGCUAUUCUUAUCGUGAUGCACCAUAUAGACGGGAAUCAAGGCGGGGCUUCAGUCAGAAUAGUUUGUGCAAAAACUGCAAAAGGCCUGGGCACUACGCUAGAGAAUGCCCCAAUGUGGCCAUUUGUCACAACUGUGGUCUUCCUGGGCACAUUGCAUCAGAAUGCACAACAAAAUCUCUGUGCUGGAACUGUCGGGAGCCUGGCCACAUGGCCGGAAAUUGCCCAAAUGAGGGAAUCUGCCACACCUGUGGGAAGGCAGGACACCGUGCCAGAGACUGCUCAGCUCCUCAGUUGCCCCCUGGUGACUUGAGGUUGUGCAAUAAUUGCUUCAAGCAAGGACACAUGGCAGCUGAUUGUACCAAUGACAAGGCCUGCAAGAACUGUAGGAAAACAGGUCAUCUUGCACGUGAUUGUCAGAACGAGCCUGUCUGCAAUAUGUGCAAUAUAUCUGGGCAUUUAGCUAGAGACUGCCCCAAGGCCAAUAUGCUCGAAGAGAGGGGUGGUGGAGUUCGUGGUGGUGGAGGUAUGGGUGGAGGAGGAGGAGGUGGAUUCCGGGACAUAGUUUGUCGGAACUGCCAACAGAUGGGGCAUAUGAGUAGAGAUUGCAUGGCAAUCACCAUAUGCCACAACUGCGGUGGAAGAGGGCACCUGGCAUUCGAAUGCCCGUCCGGGAGGUUCAUGGACCGAUUUCCCAGAAGGUACUAGGGAUACAAUUAUUUACUCAAUUUUCACAAGUUGCUAGAGAGCGGUGAUCCCCUCGUCCUUUCUUUCUUCUUGUUUCUGUUUGAGUGAGGUUGAUGUUGCACUCGAUUAAUCUUUUCUAUUUAACUCGAUUAGUGUAUUUGUUCACCUUAAUAGACCAGGUUAAAUGUAGUGCCUUUUAACAGCUAUAAGCAUUUUACUUAUAAACUACCUGGAUUUGUUUGUUUCUUGUAGUAUGUUUGGAUUUUAUGGCGGAAGGUGUGUUAGUGUUGGUUUUCA
Messenger RNA from Salvia miltiorrhiza (redroot sage), 1538 nucleotides. RefSeq names its product zinc finger protein GIS2. Gene Ontology annotation, molecular function: nucleic acid binding; zinc ion binding. The record is from RefSeq and is a predicted model, not a curated record. NCBI's taxonomy places the organism in Eukaryota, Viridiplantae, Streptophyta, Magnoliopsida, Lamiales, Lamiaceae. Bases 486 to 1262 code for a protein of 258 amino acids. The transcript has 4 exons.